This is a messenger RNA of Manihot esculenta (cassava), 548 nucleotides long. RefSeq lists its product as uncharacterized. The transcript is spliced from 2 exons. Gene Ontology annotation, molecular function: zinc ion binding. Lineage: Eukaryota; Viridiplantae; Streptophyta; Magnoliopsida; Malpighiales; Euphorbiaceae. The coding region runs from base 41 to 445 and encodes 134 amino acids. The record is from RefSeq and is a predicted model, not a curated record.
AAUAAAUAGUCAAAGAAGCAGGAGAAUCUAAAGUGAAGCAAUGUCGUCUAUGUCUGGAAGUGGAGGAUCGCCAGUCCAAAGCCAAUCCAUUGGAGCUGACUCGAUCAUUUUGUGUCGACAUGGGACAAGAGCAGCACUUUAUACAUCAUGGACAAUCGGGAAUCGAGGAUGCAGGUUUUUCAGAUGUGGAGUUUGGGAGGCUAAUGACUGUUCUUUCUUCCAAUGGUAUGAUCCACCAUUUACCGGACAUGAGAAAGAGGUGAUGACAUACUUGGUUCAACAGAAAAAUAAUAUGAAGUAUAAAAUUAAAGGGUUGGAAGAGAAUGCAAUGUCAUUAAAUGAAGAUUUCAAGAUUCUUAAGGAAAAGUGUGAAGAAUAUGAAUCUGUGAUAAAGGAUUUACAAAGGAUACUUGAAGUUAUAAGCAAAACUAAUCAAAAUAUGUGAAAAGAGUUAUGUCAGUUAAAGAAUAAGUUGUUGAUGCUAAAGAAGAAUAUAUGUUUACUUAUUAUAAUUACUAUGUUCUUUUGUGUAUUUUGAGUUGUUAUAA